GCCAAGGGUGCGUUGAGCGUUCCAAUUGUACACCCAAUCUAAGACCAUCUCUGAGCCUGCCCGCCCUUAGCUCUCGCGGUUCUCAUGGUACGAAUACUACCCUUGCGUGCUUCCCGUGCAGCGUAUCUCGCAGCAUCCGGCGUAGCUGGAGCACUCACAUUUGAGACGAAAACUGACUCCGAGCCUGUAGAGAGUUCUCCCGGUGGCAACGAUGUACGUUCGACAGAGCACUCGACCAGGAACGUCCUCGACAUAAACUUGCCGGACAAAGUAGGUCCAACCAUUCACACCGCCUUCCCCAUAUACCCAAAACCAAACAGAGGACUCAUUCUCCUGGACACACCUUCCCCACUCGAACUACAGAUCGGACAAUUAAGGAGGGAAGUAUGUGGGUACUACACUGACGUGCGUGCGAACGUACAAGGCGUCGUAGAUCAAUGGAUUCACGUGGAGAACAUGGUCGAAUCUCGCCUCAAAUCAUUCCGUGACCCAACGGAACCACUCAACCCUGGGCUUCUUUACACUGGUAUAGCUGCACUCACAACUUCCAUAUUCACGCGUUCCCGCACCCUACCAACACGGCUCCUCCUGCCGCCCCUCUCCCUCCUUGGUGCGUUCUCCUAUUUCCUUCCGCGCACUGCCCACCGUGUCGGCUCCUACGCAGAGGAACUCGAGGGCCGGUACGCCCCGAGAGUAGGUGAAAUGAGGCAGACGGGUGUCGCACACACACAGAUCACGGUAGAACGGAUACGGGAGAGUGCUAGGGAAGGGAAGGAAGCGGUUGGGAAGAGCGCGAGGAGCCUUGUGGAAGCGAUUGAGAGCGCUACGGGAUUGAAGCUUGGAGAGGUACUCGGGAAGGACGGGGGGAAGGAAAGUAGAGAGAAAAAGGCUUAGUUGUUACGAGCACCUUUGCAUGUGAGUGGGUGGAUCGUUUUAGAGGGGCUGCGUCGUAAGCACAUGCAAAGCACAGUUUGACUUGCGGUUCAAACUUGAAACGGCACUAGUCCAAACUGACUGCUUACAAUGAGCAACAACACACCAGUUACAGGCACACAAAGGUUAUGUGCCACGAACUUGGAGCUUCCAGCUUCAUAUGUAGCUUGGCUAGAUCACAUAGAGCAGUGUGUAUACUCAAAAUGUGUGAAUAGUAAAGGGAUCACAGCGGGAAAGUCCCCUUGCUCAACCAACCCCCGACAUGUCACGUGACAUUACCGGCGGCAUUAUUUUG
Pisolithus orientalis is the source of this 1228-nucleotide messenger RNA. RefSeq names its product apolipo protein O-domain-containing protein. The transcript is spliced from 4 exons. Gene Ontology annotation, biological process: cristae formation. Lineage: Eukaryota; Fungi; Basidiomycota; Agaricomycetes; Boletales; Pisolithaceae. The record is from RefSeq and is a predicted model, not a curated record. Gene Ontology annotation, cellular component: mitochondrial crista junction; MICOS complex. Bases 85 to 894 code for a protein of 269 amino acids.